AUGGCAGCGCCCUGGUUCUUGUCUGAGAGCGAUGGCGCGAGCUGGCACUGCAGGCCCCGCGCCGCUCUGUCGUCGAGCACCCUCUCCGCGGCUCAUCACGCUCUACAGUUUCUGAACUGUCCUGCCCCGCAAAAUCUCUCAUCAUCUCUUAUGUCUCAGCCGUCACUGAUCAGAUUUGCGACGAUUCGAACGGUUUUGAACGAAAUUGGCCACGCUUUUGUCGUGUUCCUCGGGGGAAAAUGUGUUGACAAAGGAGGGAACGUUUCUUCGUGUUAUUGAAACUCGCCAACUUUGUUUCAAUGGGGUUUGUGGUUUGAGAGAAGGGGAAAUGGGAUCUUCACUAGGAUUAGGAUCAUCAAAAAAAGAGAACAACAAGAGUUGUGAAAGAAUGUUUUUUUUUAUAAGCUGAAAAGAGCGAACACUUAAAGACAGAAACUUGAAACCUUGAACUCAAAUACAAGCCAUAAAACGCCUUCCAACAUUUUAAUUAAAUUUAUUUUUAAAUCUGGGAAAAUUUCUAGUGGCCACUAUAGGGUUUUGACGUUUUAGUGUCCACUAUAGUAGUCAAAUUAGUGGCCGCUAUAGAGGUCUAAGUGCAAUGAAUCUCCUUAUGAAGAAUGAAAGUUCUUUUGCGCAUAAACUAAAUACUUGUCUCAAUCCCAAAAGCUCCUUUUUUUUAUUAUUGCCAACUAUUUCUACUCCUUGUCCAAGUUCUCAUCAACUUUCAGCGGUGUAAAUACUCAAGGCUAGUGCGGGAAUGGGUGGAGUUUAGCCUGCGGCCAAUAACGCGGACUGCUACCGCGUCCGCCCAGACUGGUUUGAAGGCCCCUAUAUGAGCUUGAUGUUCCAGCGUGUUCACACGGUUUUCUACUUCUUUCCUACACUUUAUAAGUUCCACAAAAUUUUUUCAAAUAGGAUUUCAAGUUUCUUUUUUAUUGAAACUUUUUUGCUUCUUAGAUUUUCAAUCCAUCUUGAUUUUUUUAAGAAUUUGUCAGAUUUCAAGUUUCCGAUUUUUAAAGUGCCACGACUAAACUUUACAUUUGUUUUGCUUCAAACAAAAAAUUAAAAAUUCAACUGAUAGCUGAUUUGAUCAAAAAAAUGUGCAUUUUUUUCCUCUUUCUCUUGCAGUCAAGUUUUAAUUUUCACAUAUUCAAAACGGUAGAUCAGAGUUAUACUUAUUUAUGGAAACUAGUUUUGUGUUUCCUCUAACACGUUUUGGUUCAUUUUUCUGAUUUCUUUUCACAAAAUUGCCUCCCAAAACUUAAUUUUAUGAUCCUCAAUAAAACAACUUUUUCCACAUUUUUCCCUUUUCGAAGUCCUUUUCAUCAUUGAUAUUUUUAUAAAUUGUUUCGUUUCGUUUACUUUGUUCGCGUUUUUAUCAAUUAUUCUUUAAUUUAUGAUUCUUAAGACUUGGGAUCCGCCAAGAAGUGACCGUGCCGCAUGCUGAUUAUGGUCUGAUGGUUUUUCCAAAAAACUUCCUUUUGGGUCCGAACUUGUGGCAAGAGAAUCGAAUCGGGAACAAGAUUUCCCAUCCCUCACGGUUGGUUUUGAGAACCUUCAGAAAAAAAUUUUUCGAAAUCGUAGAAAAACAAUUUUUUGAAAACGUCAUCAAACAUCAAAAAAAAUAUGGAAAGCUCUUAAAGAUCAUUUUGCGACAAACAGCCAAAGUAACUGAAGAUAAUAUGACCGAUAAAAAGAGCUGAUUCUUGAGAUUUCAUUGAUAAAUCAAAUUUUGAAACAGAAAAUAAUUUUGAAAAAGUCCUGCCGACAUUUUCUUCUGGUAUAUGAAAAGCUUAAAAAGCACCGAAAUGAACUUUUUUCACCAAAAACAAUUUAGUUUUGUUACAUUUAAAUGGUGUCCAUAGUAAUGAAACAUGAACUUUUAGGUUCUUUUUAUGGUCCGAUUCUGAUGGCGGCGGCACCGCAGUGGAGACUCUGACCUAUCGAGUCGAAAAAAAGUGAAUUUUGAAUUUUACUUUGAUUUCAAAAAUUGAGUUCUUUCCAAAAAGGUAACCCUUCAGAUACUGCCGAUAUGGUGCCCGAGGCGUCGAUGUUCGAAAUAUCGUUUCGAGCUAGUUGAGGUCAGCUUUGAUUUUAGAAUCUUUGGACAUGAGGACGAGAAAUUUUGAGAGGGAAUAAGAGAAAAUCCUAUGAGGUAGUGCAUUUGAUAAAGGCAAUUUUUCUCAGUUUGAAAAGCAAAUAAACUCGCUUGUUGAGUUUUUUCUUCUAAAUGUUUUGAAAAAAAUUCUCGACUCAGUAUCCUCAUCUCACCUUUAUUAAAAAUUGGUUUCACAUGGAAACCCUCAAAAAAUAUGUUCGUCUGACCGGAAUCUAUUUCCGCCCCAAGUCAUUGAUUAUUCCAAAAAACAAUCUACGAGCCAUGCGACCAUAGUGUUUCGAGUCAAAGGAAAUGAAGUGAAACCUCAUAAUCACCCAACAUAAAAAAAAAACUUCAAAUGCACAAAUUUCAGUCGGCCCUGUUCCUUCAAAGAUGCGAAUUUUUCGUCAACGACUUUUUGAAAAAAGGAUUUUUUCUCUCGACGGCAGCAACAACUAUGGAGACGGAGAUGGAGAAGCAGUUGGCCUUUUUUUGUAUUUUUUUUCACCUUUUGCGGCUCAUUCUUUGUGAAAGACUUUUUAAUUGAUUUUUCAAACUUAAUAAUCCAAAAAAACAAAUAAAAAAAUUUCAAAAACCUAAAAAAAUGAUCCGACAGCUGUUUCGUUAUGUGUACAGCCCCUGUCUUCUUCCUAUUUUCAAACCUGUUCUUUUACUGUUUGAAACUUUAAAAAAAAUCAAGAAAUCGAAAAAAACCAAACUCUUCACAGUGGACCUUUUUAUUCAAGUCUUUUUUAUUUUUGAAGAGCUCGAAAUCAAGUUGUGGAAAGAACUGACUCAAAAUAUUUCGAAGAAAGAGGAAUUUAGAGAAUCAAGAAGUAAGUUAAUUGAAACGAUUUGAGUAAGAGAUAUGAACGGUGGCGCAGGUGGAAAAAAGCCAUUCCAAAUGCGUCCUAAAUUCAAAAAACAGGGCUUUUCGCCAUUUUUUGGGUUUCGAGUGGUGAAUUUUCGAUAUAGUCAAUGUUUCCCGACUUGAAAGGCGUGGGAGGCGUGGCAAGGGGCGGGACGCGUAGCGUGUGCGUACGCGGUUCUUGGCACGUGUUCAAUUCAACCGCUAGCGAGCAUUCAGAGAGCUUAUUUAUUGCUCUUUUCACUUGUUUUUUAAUUAUUUAUUGAUUAUGUUCAUGUGUGCAUCAAAAAAUAAAAGAAAAUACAGAAAAAGAGCGGUGGCCGAGCUUUUUAAAUAGUCGGAGGCGAUUGAAUUGAACUGGCGCCAAGAACCGCGUACGCACACGCUACGCGUCCCGCCCCUUGCCCCGCCUCCCUCGCCUUUCAAGUCGGGAAACAUUGACUAUAUAUUAUUUUAAGAAUAGUUAAAUUCGAGAGUUAAAGUACAAUUUUGACAAUGAAUAUCAAAUUUCUUCGAUUUUUUUGAUUUUUAAAUUUACUAUCCCCCUCGACAAAAACAGUCCCAGAGUUCUUUUUUUAUUUUUUUCAAAACUUGAAAAAAAUUUUUCCGUGUGCCUUUAAAUUUUGGAAAUCUUAUAAAACUUGAUUUUUAUCCUAUUGGAAUCGAGAAAAAAAGGCUGAAGAAAAAUUCUUCAAGGUUUUUUUAAUUUAAAAUCCUUGAAAGUUCUUGAAAAACCCGCUCUUUUUUUAAUGAAGAUGCUAGAAAAAAAGGUUUUUUUGAAAAAGAGUUUUUUUCAAGAAUUUUCGACGUGAUCCCGGUGUUUAUCAUAAUUGCAGAACAAUUCUUUCAAUCGAUGAUUUUUUAUGUUUCUUUUUUAUCCUUCUCUAUCUCUGUCCUUCCUUUCUAACUUUUUUGAUUUUUCUAUUCUCCUAUUUUUCCUGCUGUCCUUCCCUUCUAUUUCUAACUUUCUACUUUCCUAUCCUCCUUCCUCUCUACCUUCCUCUCCUCACCCAUUUUUUCUUUCCUAUACUUUUAAUUUUUUUCUUUCCUUUCCUCCUAAUCUCUACCUGAGCUUCUUCUAUCCUCCUCCUAAUUUUUCCCUUUCCUAUCCUCCUUCCUUUCCCUCUUCCUAUCCUCGUUCAUUUCUUCUUUCCUAUACUUCUAACUUUUCUCUUUCCCUUCCUUCUAUUAUUCCUAAUUUUUCCCUUUCCUAUCCUCCUUAUUUUCUCUUUCCUAUCCUUCUAUCCGAUCUCUCCCUUCCUUCUGAUUCUUUUUUUUUCUGUAGGAUUCUUCGAGAAUCCCCAAGUGAUUUCUUUUGUUCGGUACUAUUGCUUCUCUCUGUCCUUCUUCUUUACUUCUUUGUUGUUGUCGUUGAUGUGUCAAGGUUUCCUUCAAAAUUUUGUUGAUGAUAAAAUUCGCAUAAGCUUUAAAAAGCUGAGGAUUGUUUGAUGAAGAGAAAUAAUCUAGACUUUGAAUAAUGGCUGUUAUGAAUGUUUCAGGAGCCUCAUUUAAGAUGACCGCGCCCAGUUUGCCAAAUAACUGUGCACUGUUUGCGAUACUUGUCGUCAUGCGAAUUUAGACGCCCGGGAUUUCAUUCCACGGGUGCUUUUAAAAGAGAAAAUUUGGUGAAAGAAUAACUCGGAGAGUCCUCUGGAAAGCAAUGAAAAAAAUUGGUUUAAGAUCGCUAAGAAAACCCAAGCUUCGGGAUUCCAGUCACUGGCGGAAGCUCUCCACGGAAAAAAAACGCGGGUAAACGCGGGAAUAGAUAUCAAACGUCGGUACUCUCACAAUUUAGCUCUUAUAAAUCUUCCAAGUUGUCAUUUUCUUACCGGUCUCUUACCGGUUUUUCGGGUCGGGUCUUCGCAGACACUGCGAGUUCACACUUUCUCACCGAUUAGGGCCUGUUUUCUAUUCUUAUAUCGUUUACUUUCGUCAGUUUACUGAUUUCUUGCUUCCCGUAGUUUUCUCUUUUAAAAACCUCCGCGGAAAGAAAUCCCCGGUCUCUAAGCUCUGACCCUUCAGACUCUUCUGGAAAGGAAAACUGAAAAAAAUUUACGAAAAAUGACAUUUUACCAGCGUGCGUGGCGAGAAGUGCGUGAGGACUAAUAAAAUUAUAGGUACCAAGGAAAAAACAAAUAAAAUUUUAAUGGUCUUUAUGGGCUGCGCCUUAGCAACUUCUUAGCAACCAGUUAACGCCUUGCAAUUUUCGGUUCUCGUUUUAUUGUUUAUUGUCACGCAAAGCAAAGGAGCAUGCUUUCAAAAAAAUCUUUCUUUUCUGGAAAACUUUUCAGCCACUUAGAAGCGUCGCUUUUCACAUGAUGUUGACACUUUUUAGCGAAACAAUAGAAAAGUAACGCGUUCUUAGAAACGAUAGAAACUAUUAAUAGAAAAAGGGUGGAUCCUGAACGUUUCAAGGACGCCGGAGGCAAGGAGAAAUGGGUGGAGCCGGCCAAUCAUUUCUCUUCAAGAAUGGGCGGAGUUUCUGACAAGAGCUCCUAUUUAAGAGAGCCCCCGAGGCGUUCGUUUCAUAUCGUCUCAGUUCGCCGAACGCCUUCCUCAGUCUUCAGCCCUCAUCUCCUCCCUCGUCCUUUCCUCCACCUUUUUUCUUCUUGCUCAAUUUAAGUGUCCUCUUUCUGUAUAAAAAACUCGGGCCUGUUUUUCAAUUACAGGUUCAAAACUACAAGUGACCUGCACCUUCGCUUCCAGACGGAUUUGGUUUUCUUCUUAUUCUUCUAAUUCUUUCUUGUUUUUUUUUUGAGUUUUCCUUCUAACUUUGGUGCUCUUUUUCUUUUUUUUAAAUGCAGUUUGGGCCAAUUUUCUAGUUAAACAUUCAAGGUGAUCUUUUGUUUAAUAGUCUUGGUUUUUAUUCUUGUUCCCCUCUCAGCCUUUUCUUCAUCCUAACGUUUCAGUUUGAGGAUAUGCUAGCUCCAGAUUCAUCACUCUUCAGAAAUGUGUUCCAUUAGCCAGUAUUAAGUCAACAUUUUAGAUUUAUCUUGCAUCUUACAAUGUCUUCCGUUGAGAGUUCCUUUUCUAUUUGAUUGAAUACUCCAUAUUCCCCCCCAUUCGAAAGAACGUUGGCGAGUGCUUACUAGACCCCCGAACUUUAUCUAUAUCUAAGAUAAGCUCGUAGGUCCAGUAAACACGCACCACCGUACUGAUUUCCGUUUGAUCGCGCUCGAAAAUUGCGAUUUUCUCUUUCAAUUUCUUCUCGUUUCGUGAUUCGAUAUUGUUGUUUGAAGAUUUGAAAAGAAUAAAUAUGUUUUCAGGGCUGGGUACCGUCUUUGGCGGCCAUGUCGCGGUGAUCAACCGACGGCGAGAGAUCUUCAGAAGUUGAAAAACUUCAAAAAGGAAAAGGUCAUUUUGUCCGACUUUAAUUUCAAAAACAACUCAUUUUUUUAGAUCCGGCCGACAAAGGACGGCGCGCCGCAGCACGACUUCAAAUUGGUUUCUCCGGAGAGCAGUUUUGGAGGUAAAUUUUUCAUUGUAUGAAUCUAAUAAUAUAAUGUUCCAAUUUACAGUUCGACGCUGGUCGAAAUGGCGCUGA
Messenger RNA from Caenorhabditis auriculariae, 6510 nucleotides. The record is from the annotation of a GenBank genome assembly. NCBI's taxonomy places the organism in Eukaryota, Metazoa, Nematoda, Chromadorea, Rhabditida, Rhabditidae.